Molecule: messenger RNA, 4341 nt
Organism: Mucor velutinosus
Lineage: Eukaryota; Fungi; Mucoromycota; Mucoromycetes; Mucorales; Mucoraceae
Product: 60S ribosomal protein L21A
Exons: 8
Coding region: 1-4341 (1446 amino acids)
Biological process (GO): transmembrane transport
Cellular component (GO): membrane
Molecular function (GO): P-type transmembrane transporter activity; ATP hydrolysis activity; ATPase-coupled monoatomic cation transmembrane transporter activity
Source: RefSeq, a predicted model, not a curated record
AUGAGAGUUGCUUCUAUUCUCGUUACCUUACUGACAUUGCUCAUAUGGACAGAAGCAUUACCCAUCUUUGAAACAGCCAAUGACCAUGAUAGAUACGGUCACCAAUGUCCACUGUUUCCGCAAUACAAUGUAGUCUGCCCAGUGCUGUGUGUUACUAGUCAUGACCUUUGUCCACCUGCACUGGCACCCACAUGUCCCAGCGGGCAAGAGUUCUGCCUAGAUGGCACCUGCCAUACCUCUUGCGAUUCAGCAUCGAUCAACAAUGUUUGUUUGUGUAACGACCCAUCAUCAGCACCUGCCAACCUGGUGCCUUGUGCUGCUACCCAAGUGAUCAAUAUUACUCAUUACAAUCCACGUCAAAAAGAGUUGCAGACUCGAAACCUCUGUGCUGCCAAUGCCAACAUACCCAAUGCGCCGUCCACCAUUGGCAUCUGGGGGUUUCCCAACGGGUCCACAUCAGAUCUUGUGUGGGCAGAGUGUCCUGCUGCACCACCCGCAGAGUUUACAUUUAGGGAGCCCAUGUGGAUUACAGUUUGGACGAUUGCUGCUUUAGAGGCAUUCAUCUUGAUCAGCUGGAGGCUAUACAAAUACGCAAGAGAAGUGAAAUUCAAUAAGGAGCAACCGACAGCGAAAAAUGCCACAGCCAGUUCUCUCAGUUCGGAUUCUGCAGCCAUCAAUGAAAAGAUAGCAACACACGCAGGCCUUGAUGCGAACGGCAAUAUUCAAAGCAUGGAGAAGCAACCAGCAUCCACUGAAAUCACUGCUACGACGGAGGAGGAGGUUGUGAUAAACGACGCCAAAGGAGCGAAAAGCGAAAGCACAUCAGAAACUGCAUCACUGAGAGACUCUGAAAGGUUGAGAUUUCGAGGGUUUAAGCGAGAUUACUAUGGCUUGUUGGGAUUUGCAUCGGUUAUCCUAACGACAUUGCUGUUUAUGAUUUUUCUCGGCUGUCUUGUUGGUGAUUACUAUGGAAAAUUGCAUGGUGGAGUCUUGCAUGUAUUCUUAUCGUCGGAUGCUUCGUCGAAAAUCUUCUGUGCCGUGUGGCAUAUCGCUGCUGCUUGGUUUGCUACAGCCAUGCUGUUCAGAAACCGCAUUCAAAAUUACUUUAGAAUUGAAUCACACCCGCACACAUGUCCAUUUGUUCAAGUGGAACGACAGCAAGAUGAAAUUGUGUUCCUGGAAGAUGACAACAAGUGGAUUUCCACCGUCAGAAAACUAGAGCAGCGUGUUACCAAAAAACUGGGAUUGAACAUUGUUGUAGAGACGUGUCCUGUGCACCUUACCUCGAAUGGGUUGCGCUAUUUCGAAUACCAAUGCAUGAGAUAUGUCUACAACCCGUCGAAGCGAAAGUUUGAGCCCUAUGAGUUUGAUCUUGGCUCAACAAAUGCACAACUGAGAAGCUGGUCUGGAGGCAACAGCACUGAAGAAGCCGUGUAUAGGCAAGAGCUAUUGGGGUCAAAUAUCAUCCCAGUCUAUGUGCCAUCGAUUCCGUGGGCUAUCGUACAAGAAUUUAGCUCAUUCUUAUAUCUAUACCAAAUGAUGUGCAUGUGGGUCUGGUAUUAUUUCCAAUACUACCCAAUGGGCCUGGUUCAAACGAGCAUUAUCUUGAUUUCAGCAUUUAUCCGCAUCUUUUUACGGUUGAGAGCCGAAAGCCGCAUCAAAUCGAUGGCAGAAUAUGUCAACAAUGUGUGCGUCUAUCGUGAUGGCGAAUGGGUCAGUAAUAUAUCAAGCGCUCAGCUGGUGCCAGGCGAUGUAUUCCAGAUUGACGAGAAAUCCCAAGUGCCCUGUGAUUGCGUCCUGCUUUCGGGAGCUGUCGUUGUCAAUGAAUCCGCAUUGACCGGUGAAGCAAUGCCGAUACGAAAAAUUGCCUUGCCUGACGAUACGAACGUGUAUGAGAUGGAUGGCUCAGGCAAAAUCAAUACGCUAUACGCUGGAACACUGGUGUCCCAAGUGAUGCCUGCCAUUGCUGAGGAUGGCCAGCAUCAAAAAGUGUGUGCCCUUGUGCUUCGUACUGGUAUAUCAAGCGAAAAGGGCAUGCUAAUUCACAAGAUUCUGUUUCCAUCGCCUGUGAGCUUCAUCUUUGAUGAGCACAUCAAGGUGGCCAUUUGUAUUCUGCUGGUGUGGGGCUUGGUGGCAUUCUGCUUGACACUGUAUCUAAUGGGCCGUGGCAAUAUCACCAGUUGGUACUAUGGCGUGUUUGUUAUGUCUGAAAUCUUCUCCCCUCUGUUGCCUGCUGCUUUCACUAUCAACCAAUCUGUCUGUGCUGCUCGGUUGCGUAAAAAGCACAUUUUAUGUAUUGACCUACCGCGAAUCAAUCUGUCUGGCAAGGUGCGUAUCUUUUGUUUUGACAAAACAGGUACAUUGACCAAAGAAGGACUCGAGUUUUACGGCUCUGUGGCCUCCCCCAUGUUGGACCAACGUACCAUGGACCCUUUGACGAUGGAGCCUUUAUUGGCGAUGGGCAUUGCCACUUGUCACGCAGUAACCAGAGUAGGAGAUCAAUUCAUUGGCAACCCAGUGGACAUCGAAUCUUACCAUGCCAUGCAAUGGGAGCUGAUACCAACCACCAGCCCUGAUUAUCUCGAUAGUCUUAUGCCGCCCAAAGGAUCCAGGAACACCGAUAGCCCGGUGCAUGUCAUUCGUCGGUGUGAAUUUGUCCAUGCCCGUGCAUCGCAAUCAGUUGCCGUUUUAGAUCCAUCCAACAAUCAUGUGCACGUCUACCUCAAGGGCUCUUUUGAGCGGGUAAAAUAUUUAUCUACUGAGGAUUCUAUUCCAAGCAACUAUGAUGCAAUUUCGGCAAAACAUGCGCAAGAGGGGUGUUAUGUACUGGCUCUUGCCCACCGCGAUAUAGGUGAAUUGGGUGUAGACGUAACCAUGGAUCAAGUCAAGACGAUGAGUCGUGAUGAUCUGGAAGUAGGCUGCAACUUUGUUGGUUUUGUGCUGUUUAGAAACAUGCUUAAAGAAGACACUACCGAUGCGAUUGCUCAGCUAAAAGAGGGUGAUGUGAGACCCGUGAUGAUUACUGGUGAUACCGCCCUGACAGGUAUCUUCAUUGCACGUCAAUGUGGCAUGAUCGAACCCGAGCAGACGGUUCUGCUGGGCGAUUUGGUCAAUGGUCAGAUGGUGUGGCAUAAUGUUGAUACGGGUGAGCGAGUGGACAGUGUUGACAUGGCUAUUCAUAACGAUCCAAGACAACAUCACGAAAAGAGGAUCGAAUUAGCUUUGACAGGGAGGGCCUUUGAGUCGCUCACUGCGCAAAACAAGAUGCGUCCGUAUUUACUGCUUACUCGCGUGUUUGCUCGCAUGACUCCAAAUGACAAGGUGCAAUGUGUUCAGUUGCAUAUGGAGAAGGGUGUUACUGCCAUGUGCGGUGAUGGUGGCAAUGAUUGUGGUGCUCUUCGUGCUGCGCAUGUGGGUAUGGCUCUGUCAGAGGCAGAGGCUUCUAUGGUAUCUCCUUUCAGCACAAGCAAUCGGUCCAUUAUGCAGUGUGUAGAGCUACUCAAGCAAGGACGCGCUGCUCUUGCUACUAGUUUCUCUAAUUACAAGUUCUUGAUUUAUUACGGUGAAUCCAUGGCAUUUUGGGAGCUCAUCAUGUUCUAUUUCACCGUCAUUGCCUGUCAACCCAUCUGGAUUACUAUUGAUGGUUUUAUUACGACAACAAUGACAUUUGCCAUCACUCAGGCACAACCUGCAGAGCGCUUGGGUCCCUCUAGGCCGACAGCAAAGCCUUUGGGUGCUUACACGCUGGCAUCUUGUUUAGGUGUAAUUUUUGUCAAUUUUUGGUUCAUGGUGACAAGUGUUGUUUGGCUGUUUCAGCAAGACUGGUUUGUGUGCAAUGAAUUUGAUAGCUCUGCUAUCGAUUCGGCUAAAUGGUGGCUGUUGGGAGACAAUUACGAAGCAGAGAUCAUCUCUCUUGUCGUUCUUUUCCAGUUCUUUAACAGUGCAGCCAUUGUCAACUUUGGUUCAGCAUUCAGACGCUCUUGGUGGAGAAACUAUGUAUUGGUAGUGUUCUACUGCUGCUUCUUUGUACACACGAGUUUCCUCAUUCUGGCAGAUCCCAAUCCAUACAGUUGCAUUUUUCGUGUCAACUGUGGCUCGCCUGAUGUGAUAGAAUCGCUUGGAUACCCCUAUCCAUGGUGGAAGAUUGAGCCCUACAACUCACCUUUGGGCCAUAACGUGCUGCCUAAAUGGUUUCGCUGGGAGCUGUGGGGCUUUGUGCUCGGCAACUGCUUGAUUAACAUCAUCUGGGAACGUGUCAUUGUCUUGUGGUUGGUGAGAAAUUGGACAGUCAAGGCAAACAAAAAGAAGCCAAAGAAGGGAAGAGUCUUGUUGAAACUGUAA